Molecule: messenger RNA, 2681 nt
Organism: Salmo salar (Atlantic salmon)
Lineage: Eukaryota; Metazoa; Chordata; Actinopteri; Salmoniformes; Salmonidae
Product: F-box only protein 22
Biological process (GO): protein polyubiquitination; regulation of skeletal muscle fiber development; positive regulation of proteasomal ubiquitin-dependent protein catabolic process
Molecular function (GO): protein binding
Source: RefSeq, a predicted model, not a curated record
GUGUAUUUUCUCCCGAAAACUGCUUUCGAUAUUUAGCUAUGCAAUUUGUAUUAGUGAAAGGUCAAAAGACAAAUCCGUAGCUAGCUGCCAAGAUCUUUGAAGGAAAUAUGGAUGGAAAUACAGACUUUUCUGGCGUUUCAGAUGAAUGCACGGCAGAAUACAUUCUCAGUAAUGUGGCAGAAGUAGUGGAGAGAAUUUUGACGUUUGUACCAACCAAAUCCCUGCUCCAAAUUGCGUGUGUUUGCAGACUGUGGAUGAACUGUGCACGGAGAGUACUGAGGGUCCAGCAGAAGUUAACGUGGGUGUCUGCCUCUGGACCGUCCAACUAUGACGGCCAUGCUCUCUGCCACAGCCUGGCUGAAGAAGUGGAGAAUGUAUACCUGCUGCCCAAAACAGUCUUGGUUAUGGUGGACAGCGAGACCUUCAGUGGACAAGACUCUUGCUACAAGCAGAAAAAGGCACGCAAGACCCACCACAGUCCAGACUCAGUGGAGGAACUGAACAGGCUGUUCCCCAAUGGAUGUGACAUCAUGGCCAUCGCCACUCCUGGUGUUGUUUUAACUCCCAGUGGCUCCCACUCGGGUCCACCGAAAGAGUUCCAAGAAGGAGAAGCUGGCUACGCUAUCAUGUUCCCUAGGAUGGAGGGAGUGGACAUCCGCCCCUUUCACUUCUGCAAACGCACCAUCUCAGAGUCACACCUGGAGGAAGCAGGGCUGGUGAAUAACCCUGAUCUGCGUGUGGUGCUGCUCUUUGGCUAUGAAGCCUACAAACCCGGAGCAGCCCGCUUCCUUAACCAGGUCCUGGAGCCUUUGGCUCGCAGCAAGGCUCUCAUCGCUGGGGGCCAUGUGGAGAAUGUCUUCUCCCCUGAAAGAGAGUGCUGUGGCCGGGGGUCGUACGGCGUGGUGGGUCUGGCUCUGAGCGGUCCAAGGAUCCAGGGGGCCAGUGUUCUCCUGGAGCAGGACGUGAGCAGCCCCAAGGCAGCCGAGGCCACCAUACGGAGACUGAAAGCAGCCAACCUCCCAGAGAGGAACACCCUGGGCUUCAUGUUUGCCUGCGUGGGCCGCGGACACAACUAUUACAACAACCAACGUAACGUGGAGGCUGACACCUUCCGCAAGGUGUUCCCCAACAUCCCACUGUUUGGCUUCUUUGGUAACGGGGAGAUCGGGUGUGAUCGUAUCGUGAAGGAGGACUAUACUCUGUGUGACACGGAUACGGACAGUCUGCAGCAUGGAUACACCACUGUUAUGACCCUAGUUCACCUUGGCUGAGGAGUCCAUGGUCAUAUUUACAUUCAAACUACAGUUUGUUUUGUUCACUUCAGGUUCCUAUUGAUUAGGUACGAAACGGAAGAAACCGGAAGAAGCAGAGAGGUACCAUCUUAACUGAUCCAAUAAGAAACACCUGUUUUACAUUGCAAAAUGUUUUGAAACGGUGUGCCCUAAUGAAUACAAACCUGGUGUCAAGUUCAGAAGACUGUCUGCACGUAACAAUCAGGAUCAACAACAUUUUGGUUGUAGAAUCUUGUUAUCUCUCAGUCAUGGUGGUAUGUGAUGCUGUUUGAAGUGGAUUACAACAUGUAGAUGUCUUUUUGUUGUGUUCAACUUUUCCCAAUGUAAAGUUUUAACUUUGUCAAUUUUGGGGGGGAAAUGCAAUGUUUUAUCUGCUGCAAUAGAGGCAAAUAGUUACUUGAUCAUGCAUUGAUCAGUUUGAAACUUGAAUAGGAAAGAUUGCUGAUAUGUUAGUGAGUUUAACAAGGUGCUGAUGGGAAUCAGAGAAGAAAAUACUGUCCAUUCAUCUCAGUCCUCUGUUACAAAAUAAUACAGUGGACUUCCCCAUGUAAAACACAUAUAUAUUAUCCUGAAUUACUCACCAAAUGUUAUGCACAUAUUCAAAACAUAUAACUGAAACUAACUAAUAAUCUUGACCAGAUGGUUUCUUACACCUUAUAGUGAAAAGUUACUGAUACUUCAUGUCCAAUUAACAAAUUAUAAUUGUUAUUCAUUAUUAUAAUUGUAGAGAUUACCGAUCAGGCACUUUUUAGUUAAGAAGAUAAGGAAAGUAAUAUGUUUUGAACCUUUGAGAAAAAUUCAGUUUGUCUUGAUUUCAAUGUUUUCUCCUGUAUGUGCUUUGACACAUGCCCCUCUUUUAGUGUUAGAUAUGGAGAAACCCUUUUUGAAAUGCAAUUAAAUCCUGGCCUAUUCCUACUACCUUUUAUAAGACUAUUUCACACACUGGGCAAGCAUUACUUUUACAAAGACAUUUACUUGAAGAACAGAAUAGUGGGGCGGCAGGUAGCCUAGUGGUUAGAGCAUUGGGCCAGUAUCCAAAAGGUUGCUAGAUCGAAUCCCCGAGCUGACAAGGCUGACUGUUCCUAGGCCGUCAUUGUAAAUAAGAAUUUGUUCUUAACUGACGUGCCUAGUUAAAUAAAAAAAGAUGCAAAGUUUGGUAACAGAAUGAGGGUUUGUGCUGUUAUUGUGGAAUUGCCUCACUAUUUACUCAAAUGGAUUCCGUGGUUUAGAUAAAAUCUUUCUCUGUUGUGUCGUUCUUCAUACUAUCUUGUAAGGUCAUAUUUGUUGCUUCAUUGGAACUGAUGGUUUUAAAUUGUGUGUUAUUUUACGUGUUCCACUCCCAAACAGGGUAUUCCCACCAUUGUGUGAUAAACAUACCAUGUACAAACA